CUGUUUCCUCCCUUUGGCUCCUCUCUGCUGUGACUGAGCACACUGCCUCUGCUGCCUCUGCUACAGCUUACAUUCCAUCCUCAUUGUGUUUCGCCGCUCAUCAAAAUGAGUCUGAACUUCAGGUCUAACUCUUUGGCUUUCAGCAGGUCUGCUCCACAGUACAGGGCAGCCAGCAUCUACGGAGGGGCCGGGGGCAAGGGGACCCGGGUGUCCUCUGCCUCCUCUCUGCGCUCCGGGGCCCCAAUGAUCUCUGCAACAACCAGCUACAAAGUGAGCAGCGGAAUGGGAGCAGGGCUGGGUGCAGGUCUGGGUGGGGGUAUGGGGGCCGGGGGGGUGGCUGUGUCCGGAAGUGGAAGCUCCAUCCUGGGGAACGAGAAGGGAGCCAUGCAGAACCUGAACGACCGUUUGGCCAACUACCUGGAGACCGUGAGGAACCUGGAACGGGCUAAUAAGGAACUGGAGGUGCAGAUCCGACAGGCGCUGGAGAAGGGCGGACCUGACCUGAGGGACUACAGCAAGUACGAGCCAAUCAUAGAAGACCUGCGUCGACAGAUUUUUGACAGAAUCACAGACAACGCCCGGUUAGUCCUGCAGAUCGAUAACGCUCGUCUGGCCGCAGAUGACUUCAAAGUAAAGUUUGAUAACGAGACCACGAUCCGUCAGUCGGUGGAGGCGGACAUCGCCGGACUGAAGAAACUCAUCGAUGAGACCAACAUGAGCCGAAUGAACAUCGAGAGCGAGAUCGAGGCUGUGAAGGAGGAGCUCCACUUCCUCAAGAAGAACCACGAGAAUGAGGUGAUGGAGCUGCGUAACCAGAUCUCUCAGUCUGGAGUCCAGGUGGACGUGGACGCUCCCAAAGGUCAGGACCUGUCCCAGAUCAUGGAGGAAGUGAGGGCCAACUACGAGAAGAUGGCCCAGAAGAACGCAGACGACCUCAAACGCUGGCACGAAAACCAGAUCACAGAGGUGCAGGUGCAGGUGUCUCAGAACACAGAGGCUCUUCAGGGCGCACAGAUGGAGAAGAGUGACCUGGGCCGACAGAUCCAGACGCUCGAGAUAGAACUGGCAUCACAACAGAACCUGAAAGCGUCUCUGGAGGACACGCUGAGGAAUGUGGAGAUGAGGAACAAUAUAGAGAUGGAGAAGUACAACGCCAUCCUACUGCGUCUGGAGGAUGAGCUCACACAGCUCAGAGCAAACAUCCAACAGCAGAGUCAGGAGUACCAGGCCCUGCUCAACAUCAAGGUCAAACUGGAGGCAGAGAUCGCCACCUACAAGAACCUGCUCGACGGAGGCGACUUCAAACUCCAGGACGCUCUUGAGGAACUGGCCUCUUCCAGCUGAAACAGAGAAAACUGAAGCUACCACAAGAAUGAAACAAAACUCAAGUUCAGACCAAAACACUGUCGCAAAUAAAGAUCAUGUGUUCAUCUCGG
Molecule: messenger RNA, 1436 nt
Organism: Boleophthalmus pectinirostris (great blue-spotted mudskipper)
Lineage: Eukaryota; Metazoa; Chordata; Actinopteri; Gobiiformes; Gobiidae
Product: keratin, type I cytoskeletal 18-like
Exons: 8
Coding region: 106-1344 (412 amino acids)
Biological process (GO): intermediate filament cytoskeleton organization
Cellular component (GO): keratin filament
Molecular function (GO): structural molecule activity
Source: RefSeq, a predicted model, not a curated record